CAUUGGUUGAACGUUAACCGUUGGAUCCUCGUGGUUUGCUGACCGGUGACGUCUUUUUAUUUUCUUUUCUCUGUGAGAUGUGGAUCGUGCCCUAUCCAGGAAAGGAGUCCUUCGGUUAAUUAAAAACAUCGAAGAAGUAAUCGUCGGACACACGAUCUCGAACUCGUACAGCCUUCAUGGAAUCGAAUCGUUCGAACGAGCCACGGACGCUCCGGAAUCUCUGCGUAUCUGAUCCCUUUCGUUAACCGAGGACUCACGAUGCUGGAUCCAGUGUUUGGAAUAUCGACAGUGUGGUGGUUAGUGGUGUACGCCAAUAUUCUGCUGCUCUUUUCACCCCUGGUGCUGCUCUUCAUCGUCUUCCUGCCGAAUUUCCCGAUACUGUUGCUCAGGAGGAUGUGCUACAUCCCUAUAGAGUCCAUAUGACACGCCGAGACGUCGACGAUUCCAAGUUUUCCAGCAGUAUGAUUCCGUCGUUACAAUCUAACGUCGAACGAUAACAGAUUUUACCGAAAGAAUUAUAGGUUGAAUUUGCUAGUUUAAAAAACAGAAACCGGUAGAAGGAGCGAUCGUUGAAAUUGUAAAUUAAGAGCACGUUGAAUAGCCCAGAAAGGGUACCAAAUACCUUUCGAACGUCUUCGAACGCAUCAUCGUGAACGCACGAAGGACAUCACGGUGCGUUUAUCAAUUUAGGACGGUGCAUCCGCGAUCAGGUAUACGGUAAAAUCGCCGUCCUUCUGCAGUUCACCGGCUGAUAGAGGCGGGCCUGAUGUUGAACAUUACAGUACCGAUCACGGAGUACUUUCGCCAAGUAACUUACGUAGUGGGGGAGGUAGGACUUGAACCCUGAGACCCCAUGGGCCAUAUAUACUACGGUUCCAUGCAGCUCUCUUGCUACUUGGUGUCAGCUUCUCGACGAUCCCUGCUGUUCUAUAGGGAAGGUACAUUUGAGAGGGAGAACGAUCAAGUAAAAGAUGAAUCUCCUCGUCGUGUUCACGCUGGUUACAUUGGUAAGUGGUGAUCCAGGACUCCUCAGGGUGCCUAAAGUUUACAACGCUGUCAUCACGAGUAAUCAAAAUUUAUCUCCAUCGAGAGCUUACCCGGUGAUACAACCGGUGAUACAUCGAACAGCGGUCGGUUACGUACCGCCCUUUUAUUACACCCAAGUGGCGCCUAAUCUUCCUGGACCGGAAGUGGCGCAUCUUCCGCCAGGAGCGUCGAAACUCAACGAUCAAUCUGACGUCCAAGUCCCAGAACCCACUACUACGGUGGAAGAAUCGAAGCCAACAGACGCGAAGGACAAAGUGGAACCGACGAAUCAAGAUCCAGAGGAGGACAAAGAUGCCUCGAAGCAAGAGGCCAAGGAACAAGAACCGCUCAGCUUCUACCCUAACUACCAAUCGCUCUACUACGAUCCGUAUUUCUAUACUUACAACGGAUAUAAUCCUCACCUGGUCCCAGGGACGUACUACGUCGAUUAUCAACCUUACGGUACUUACGAGCCGAUUCCAGCAUCCACGCCGAAGAACGCCGCGUCUGGACACUUGCUUCCAGCUUAUCACGAGGAGAAGAAAGAGGGUGGCAAAGUGCAGAAAGAAAAAAUACCAGAUGUACCACCGCCACCUCUACCAACGGCUUUGUCGAAAAGUUCUUGAACAGCUUUCUCUAGAAU
This is a messenger RNA of Habropoda laboriosa, 1669 nucleotides long. RefSeq lists its product as uncharacterized. The transcript is spliced from 4 exons. Bases 972 to 1652 code for a protein of 226 amino acids. Lineage: Eukaryota; Metazoa; Arthropoda; Insecta; Hymenoptera; Apidae. The record is from RefSeq and is a predicted model, not a curated record.